Messenger RNA from Candida tropicalis MYA-3404, 2079 nucleotides. RefSeq names its product GTPase-activating protein (gene SST2). Gene Ontology annotation, biological process: intracellular signal transduction. The record is from RefSeq and is a predicted model, not a curated record. The transcript has a single exon. The coding region runs from base 1 to 2079 and encodes 692 amino acids. NCBI's taxonomy places the organism in Eukaryota, Fungi, Ascomycota, Pichiomycetes, Serinales, Debaryomycetaceae.
AUGUCUACAUCUUCAAUCACAACAACAGCAGCAGAAACAGAAACAGAUACUAGAAAAAGUUUGGAAGAAGGAGGAUUUUCAGUUGAUGAACAAAUAGAUUAUGUUGCCACCACAGCUUUGACUACCAGAUCAUCUGAUUCAUCUUCUCAAUCAUCUUCUGAAAAACUCGAGCCGUUAUCUACAUCAUCUUUUGUUUUACAUGAAGCAACACACCAUAAAUUCAAUCGCACCAAAAGUGGCCGGGUUUUUGAAAAAGAUCUUAAAGAUAUUUUCUCUUUGCUUAUCAUUUCAUUGAAUUUGAAACGAAAUGUCACUAAUGUGGUUUCCCUUUUAUCACCCUUACUGAAGUUCAAUGGCAUUUUGACAAAGAAAUAUCCGUAUACGUUUAGUAUAGAUUCUGCAAUUGAAUCUAUGAAAGACUUGAAAUUGACAAUAGAGUUGUCUUCUACAAUAACGAGAAUAUCGUAUAGUUUCAAGCCAGAAAUGAGCAAGUCUUUGAUAUCACAGUUCUACAAAGCUAAAUUCUUGCAUUCUCCAGCUGACCGAACUCGAAGCAAUCCAAAGGCAAAUGUCAGUCUACAACCGACUCCAAAGGGACUUGCAAUAGUGCAAGAUUUUUGUGAACGAUUGGGAAUGGCUACUGAUGAUUAUCCUGAAAUUUUAACGGCAAUAGAUUUCAAUACCAUGUCGUUGUUCAAGUUUGAAAGAGAUUUAUCUACGGAUAAAAUAUUGUAUUCUGAAUACUUUCUUCAUUUGUUAUUCAACUUGCUUAUGGGGCCAAAACCAAAUAUUUGGACAGCUUCCAACAAGCCCGACCCUCUUCCAGAAACAAGUUUGAUUAGUAAGGAUAAAUACGGAAGUUUCAAUAAAAAUCUUUCUAAGCAAUUGGGUGACAAGCAAAAGUGGGCACAAGGCGGUUUCAGUUUUGCAAACUACCAGAGUGAAGCCUCGAAAAAGCAGAACGAGAUAGAUGAGAAAUCUUCAGACAAUGAACCAGUUGUGAUAUCUUCAUUCUAUCAUAGAUAUUUUACAAACCCCGAGUCUGAAGCCCAUAUUCAAUACUAUGUGUCGUCCGUUGGUGUUAGAUUAUUGCGGGAAAAAGAAUUUACAGACAAAUCUGGGAAAACAAUCACUGCUGACUAUUGCAUUAGUGGGAAAGCAAUUUGUCAAUGGAUUUUGGAUUGUACCGAUAUCUUGAAUCCUAAGCAUGCUUACGAAAUCGCUGCUUUGCUUUUGAAAUCUGGUUUGAUUGUAGAAGUUCUUGCUUCCGGUGACAACGUAUUUGCAAGAGAAAAGCACUACAAACUAACAAGACUUGGCCUUUCAAUAUCACAAUGGGAGAAAUAUAAUUCGGGUAAUAAGCACAGGAAUUUACCAGACAGGUUGGUUCAUGCUAGAAAUAAAGCCACCAAUUUAGAUAAUGCCAAGUUGACUUUAGAAGAUGUGCUUAAUGAUCCAGGAAUGAGAUUCCAAUUUAGGAAACAUUUAAACAAGGAAUAUUGUAUUGAAAACUUGGAGGCAUAUAACCAUUUAAUGCAGUUUGAGAAGAAAUAUUGCCUUUGGAAGAAAUUGAAUUUAUUGGUUGAAAACUCCUCAGUGGAAAAGGUGGCAAUCAGAAACUCCAGUGUUGAAAAUCAUAUGAGAAAUUUAGUAGCCUCCUGUAUCUCCAUUGCAUACCAGAUCUUUAAUACCUAUUUGAGUGAUGAGUCGCCUCUCAUUGUCAAUAUCGACUUCAAGCUAAGAUCCAAAAUUACCCAGGUGAUGAUAGUUCACAAUCCUAAAGGGGGUGCAGAAAGAGAUGAUGAGUCUAUAAAAUAUUUGGAUACUCCAACCGAAGACGACAAUUCCCCUGUGAUCACCCCAAUUGUCAAUAAUCAACAAGAUAAUGUGGAUCUAGAUAUGGAUACUCAUCUGACUGCAGAAACAAAUUUAAAAGAAAUAGCUGCUUUGUUGUCUCAAGUUCGUCUUCAAGUAUAUCGAUUAAUGGAGGUGGACUCCAUUCCAAAGUUUUUGGGAACUUUGUCAAACAACCAAAAUUUAACUGCAACCUCGAAUUUUACAUCUUUAGAAGAAAAUUAA